Brassica oleracea var. oleracea is the source of this 1697-nucleotide messenger RNA. Its product is annotated as spastin-like. The transcript is spliced from 13 exons. Gene Ontology annotation, cellular component: microtubule cytoskeleton. Lineage: Eukaryota; Viridiplantae; Streptophyta; Magnoliopsida; Brassicales; Brassicaceae. Gene Ontology annotation, molecular function: ATP binding; ATP hydrolysis activity. The record is from RefSeq and is a predicted model, not a curated record. The coding region runs from base 92 to 1585 and encodes 497 amino acids.
GAAUCUUUACUUAGUUUCCAGUUCAUUCGAUUAUUUUGAUUCGAUUUGAUUCCUCUCGGACAAUGAAUUCAAUCUCCGAGCAAAACCUGAUAUGAGUUUCCUCAGAGGUAUAAUCGAUUCCUUUAGCUCAAUCUUCACCGAAGAAGAAGAAGACAUCACCCAUCGCCACGAAAUAUCCAAACACGAUCCCACCGUAUCAACCUCUUCCGAUUCCAUGAACAGCAGCGUCAAUGGAGGUUCGGUUACUAACGAACGAGUUGCUUAUAAGCUCAAAGGCUACUUCGAUUUAGCGAAAGAGGAGAUCGCUAAAGGAGUUAGGGCGGAAGAGUGGGGUCUACACGACGAGGCGCUUCUUCAUUACAGAAACGCUCAGAGGAUCAUGAACGAAGCUACCUCCACGCCUUCUCCUUCGUAUAUGAGUUUCAGUGAGAAAGAGAAGGUGAGAUUGUAUAGAGAGAAGAUUUCUAAAUGGCAAAGUCAGGUUUCUGGAAGAUUGCAAGCUCUUGGUAAACGUACAGGUGUUGGAAUGUCUGAAAAUAAGAGAGCUGUACCAUCUCCUUCUUUAGCUUCAGUUCCCUCUUCAAAUAGAAGAGUUUCAUUACCAAGGACUUCACUUCCCAGAGGUGGUACUGGGAUGGUAAGGAGCCCUAAAGACGCUACUACUACAAACCCAAAACCUGUGAAAGAAGCUGGAGGUGGAUACGAUGAUAAGUUGGUAGAGAUGAUAAACACAACGAUAGUGGAUAGAAGUCCAUCUGUUAAGUGGGAUGACGUCGCUGGACUUGAUGGAGCUAAACAAGCUUUGAUGGAGAUGGUUAUUUUACCGGCAAAACGAAGAGAUUUAUUCACUGGUCUCCGAAGACCAGCUCGAGGUUUGCUUCUCUUUGGUCCGCCUGGCAAUGGAAAAACAAUGCUUGCCAAGGCAGUGGCUUCCGAGUCACAGGCAACGUUCUUUAACGUCUCAGCAUCCUCGUUGACAUCAAAAUGGGUGGGUGAGGCUGAAAAGCUAGUUAAAACGUUGUUCCAAGUUGCAAUCUCCCGACAACCGUCUGUAAUAUUUAUGGAUGAAAUAGAUAGUAUAAUGUCUACAAGGUCGAUCAGUGAGAAUGAAGCAAGCAGAAGGUUGAAAUCAGAGUUCCUUAUCCAGUUCGAUGGUGUGACUUCUAAUCCUGAUGAUUUGGUGAUUGUCAUCGGAGCUACUAACAAGCCACAGGAGUUGGAUGAUGCAGUGCUUAGAAGAUUGGUGAAGAGAAUAUAUGUACCACUGCCGGAUUCAAACGUGAGAAAACUACUUUUCAAAACUAAACUGAAGUGCCAGCCUCACUCUUUAUCAGGUGGGGACAUUGAUAAAAUCGUCAGAGAAACCGAAGGAUACUCAGGAAGUGAUCUACAAGCAUUAUGCGAAGAAGCUGCAAUGAUGCCAAUCAGGGAACUCGGUGCUGAUAUUCUCACCAUCCAAGCAAACAAAGUGAGACCACUAAGAUAUGAUGAUUUUAGGAAAUCAAUGGGGGUGAUCAGACCAAGCUUGAGUAAAAGCAAAUGGGAAGAGCUUGAACGUUGGAACUCUGAGUUUGGUUCUAAUUGAAUCUCUUCCUGUGAAAAGUCUCUUGUAAAUUUGAGACGAUUGUAAUAUGGUGUAUAGUUUUAAAAGAAUCAAAAUAUUUACACCUUAAAGAAAGGUUGAUAAUAAAAAUCAA